Molecule: messenger RNA, 3717 nt
Organism: Astyanax mexicanus (Mexican tetra)
Lineage: Eukaryota; Metazoa; Chordata; Actinopteri; Characiformes; Acestrorhamphidae
Gene: mocs1
Product: molybdenum cofactor synthesis 1
Exons: 11
Coding region: 82-2325 (747 amino acids)
Biological process (GO): Mo-molybdopterin cofactor biosynthetic process
Molecular function (GO): 4 iron, 4 sulfur cluster binding; cyclic pyranopterin monophosphate synthase activity; GTP 3',8'-cyclase activity
Source: RefSeq, a predicted model, not a curated record
GUUGAUCUGCUGAGGAGCUUCAGAUGGGGAGAGUGAUGAUAAGCUCCGGGUCAGAGCUGAGCCGGGGAGUCCUGCACUGAUAUGGCCCUCCACAGCGGCCUGUGCUCCCGGCUUAUCUACAGCACGCACCCCGCCCAGGCCCUGCGGACCGCGGCCAACACGCUGCAGUGCUUCCGCUACUCCGGCAGAACCAAAGAGGAGAACCAGAGACAUGCAGCUUACCCUGAGAUACCAGAGAGACCCCAGCCUGAGCAGGAAUUAGUUGUAGCACGUGGUCGCAGGAGAGUUCUGAAGGACGUCUUGCCUUUCUCAGAAUUCCUCACUGAUUCUUUUGGACGAAGACACAGCUAUCUGCGAAUAUCUCUUACAGAAAAAUGCAACCUGCGCUGUCAGUACUGUAUGCCAGAGGAGGGGGUGAAACUGACUCCGAGAGGGCAGCUCUUGACCACAGAGGAGGUGCUGACUCUGGCUCGGCUCUUUGUGAGAGAGGGGGUGGAGAAGAUCCGCCUGACUGGAGGAGAGCCACUUAUCCGCCCUGAUGUUCUCCACAUUAUCACGGAAAUGAGGAAGUUGGAAGGUCUGAAGACGAUUGCUGUAACUACUAAUGGCAUGAACCUCGCCAGACUGUUGCCGGGUCUGAAGAAGGCGGGAGUGGACCUGCUCAACGUCAGUCUGGACUCUUUGGUGCCGGCCAAGUUUGAGUUCAUAGUUAGACGUAAAGGGUUCCAUAAGGUGAUGGAAGGGAUUGACAAGGCUAUUAAAAUGGGUUACAACCCAGUUAAGGUGAACUGUGUGGUAAUGAGAGGCCUGAAUGAAGAUGAGCUGUUGGAUUUUGUGGCUCUGACUGAGAGGAAGCCUCUGGAUGUGCGCUUUAUUGAGUACAUGCCUUUUGAUGGCAACAAGUGGAACUUUAAGAAGAUGGUGAGCUAUGCGGAGAUGCUGGAUCGCAUUAAGCAGCAGUGGCCCAGUCUGGAGACGCUUCCUGGGGACGAGACGGGCACAGCCAAGGCAUUCAGAGUACCAGGGUUUCAAGGGCAGCUGGGAUUCAUCACCUCCAUGUCAGACCAUUUCUGUGGCUCCUGCAACCGUCUGCGCAUCACUGCUGAUGGCAACUUAAAGGUGUGUUUGUUUGGGAACUCUGAAGUGUCUCUGAGAGACUGUCUGCGCUCUGGUGCGUCGGAUGAGGAGCUGCUGCAGAUUAUAGGAGCUGCAGUGGGGAGGAAAAAGAAGCAGCAUGCAGGCAUGUUCAAUAUAUCCCAGAUGAAGAACAGGCCGAUGAUCCUCAUUGCUGGAGAAUGCAGUCAGCCUGUGCCAGAGUUAAGAGGCGAGCGAAGGGAUCAUCCUCUCUCCACUCCUAGCAUGGCUCUCUCUGGCCCAGUAGCACCCCAGGUGCCACGUUCUCCAAGACCCCACAACCUUCUACACUGGAGUAGCCAAGAUAGCGAUGACUUUACUAACAGCACCUUUGCAACAGAUGAUUUUUACUCUACAAACUCUUCUAAAAUCUCUUCUCAAACUGACACGGCGGUAAAGAUUUACCAUGCCCAUCUGGGAAGGUGCCAGCCUGUCCCUGGAGUAUUAAGAAAUGAUGCAAGGACAGUUUUUGAUUAUCAAUAUGUUUCUGAAACACGCACAGAGAAGUUGUUUGCACAGCUGAGAUACGCACACAGACCUGUAGACCGUCUCAGACCGACGUCACUGAGGGGUCUAUGUUCCCACAGCAGCAUACUAGGAUGCUUCAAACCAAGGCAGCAGAACAUUAGGAAGUGUCACCACCAAAGUGGUGGUGGUCCUGACAGUUCUGAUGGUCCUGAAAACCCCCAGUUCCCAAACCAAGAUCAAACUUCUGAUCAUUUAACCCACACUGAUGCACAGGGCAAAGCCACAAUGGUCAAUGUUGGAGAUAAAGCAGUGACUCGCCGCACAGCCACAGCCAGUGCUCGGGUCAUCCUCGGCCCUAAAGCUUUCAAGCUGGUUCGUGCCAACCAGCUUUCCAAGGGUGAUGCUUUAGCCGUGGCUCAGCUAGCAGGCAUCAUGGGUGCUAAGCAGACGUCUUCUCUAAUUCCUCUAUGCCACCCUCUGCCCCUGGACCACGCCACCGUCACUAUGGAGCUGCAGGAGGAAGGGCAUUUGGCCAUGGUUAUGGCGACAUGCCAGACCACAGGCCGUACGGGGGUGGAGAUGGAGGCGCUGACAGCAGUAAGCGUAGCAGCCCUGGCUCUUUACGACAUGUGCAAAGCAGUCAGUCGUGACAUCGUUAUUACUGACAUCAAGCUGCUCAGCAAAACAGGAGGACAGAGAGGAGACUUUCAGCGCACCAGCUAAACUAGCGGCUAAGCUAGCAUCUACACCAAACUACAAAACAUCCAUGAAUGUUCUUCAGUGUGGCUACAUGUACUUUCCUCAAAGUGUUACAAAGCUAAGCUGAUACAGCUCCCCUUACCAAUGCUCUUACUGACGUCUUCAUCGUGCCUUUGGGCUAUGUUCACACAGCAGGUGAAGGUAAAUUGGUGGCCCAGAUACAGUUUUUUUUUUUUUUUUUUUUUUGUCGUCAUAUUUAACACAUAUUAUUGUUUGUUAUGUGUGGCUGUGUGAAAAGCAAACAACACAUUAAAUCGGACAUUUUCAAUUCUGAUUUGGGCCACUUUUUGAAUUUUUAUGUACUGAAAACCCAUUAUGUAUUGAAACCCAGUAUAUAUUUUGUAGGUAUGUGACUCAUCCUGAACAGCUGCACUGAAAAUUACUGUGACGUUUAUGCUAGGAAUAAUAAAAAAAAUAGGUGCGAGUAGACAGAGACAUGGACGACAGCGGCUCCAUUUGAAAAUUAAGUUUGAUCUCUUAAUCAAACAAAUUUGUAACAUCAAUGCAUGCAAUCGCAAUAAAUAAUACAAACUAAAGUGCAAGUAACCUUGAAAUAAAAAUAUUGAAAAUAUAUAAUUCAAUAUAGCAGCUUUGCUCCAGCAUUAGGUUGGGCAUUUGCAAUGUAUUAUGUAAAUUUCUUGUAUUAUAUUACUUGAUAUCUAGUUAAGCUAGUUACUGCUGUGAAGAGAACAGUUGAGAACAGAGGAAAGACCCUAUGACAGCAUGGAAAGACCGCUGACAAGAGGGAAUAGACCCUAAUGGUGCUGCCAUGGGCUGGCAAUCCGUGGUAGCAGCCACCAUGGUUAACCAUGUGUGUGCAACCAUGCAAGCUACAUUGAGAAAGAGAAAAGCAAUACCCCAGGAGUCCGAGAGAGCAGGGUCUCAAGCACUUUGUGUAAUGUAUUGCAGUUUCAACGUAAAGCAUUACUCUCCUGAAUAUGUGCAGCAGUUUAGAAGUGAACUGUUCAGGCUAAUAUUGGAUAUAGCUCUGAUUUUAAACGAUGGUGUAAACAGCCUAAAAUAAAACGUCUGCUUUUAAAUAUGGUGAGAAAAUCAUAUUUGAGCCACUUUUACCUUCUGUGUGAAUGUAGCCUCAGAAACCCUCACCAGUGUAUUCCUACCUGUAUUCAUGUAUUUGCAGCUGACUGCAUUUGCAGCUGACUGAAACAAACACUGCCCUGAAUAACUGGACUGAUUUAAUGGAGGAGUUUCUAUGUACUGAACUGAGAAUAUCCAUAGAAACAGGGUAAAACUCUUUUGUGCUGUGAGUAUGUUUUGAUAAUGUUAAAGGGGAGUUUCACUAAUAUUUCCAAAUUCCUUUGUAAUUAAAUCAGUAAACAAAUCAUUUACCCAAAA